Molecule: messenger RNA, 2582 nt
Organism: Acanthaster planci (crown-of-thorns starfish)
Lineage: Eukaryota; Metazoa; Echinodermata; Asteroidea; Valvatida; Acanthasteridae
Source: RefSeq, a predicted model, not a curated record
AAUGAUGCAAAGUUGUGUACGUUAGUUACGGUCCGUCACAACGUACAAAAUAGAACUUUGCUUUAGCAUUAAUACAGGUUGAGUGGGGUAGUUAGGUCUACAUCGUCAUUUGUUCACGGAAGUAAAGAUCACAGUCUCCAGUCUGCAAAAAACAGCUUAACACUGAGUUACCCGAAACCAUCAGCAUGACUCUUUAUAUGCCUCCUUUGGCAACCAAAAAGCGAGGAGGGAUGCAGAAAUCUUGUCCAGACACAAAACGUGUUUUUGGCAACUACGAAGAAAAUCUCCCAUCCGCUCAAAGCCACUACAGCACAAUCCACAGCAAUGUCCCGGCUGGUGGCAAAUUCAAGCUGGCCGAGCCCCAUCCCCGGUCCCCCACCCGUCAGCACAACCCUCACCCCUCCCAGGUGGGGUUCCUCUUGCAAGACUGUCGUCUGCUCCACGAGCCCAUCUGUGACGUCAAGCCGCGACCCAAGGCAGCCAGCCCCGACACCGAGAGUAACAUGUGGUGGAAGUGGCGGGCAGGCAGCGGGGAGGAGACUGUAGAGCGGUCAGUGCCCAAGUACAGCUACAACUCCACCAAUCGGGAUGAGCUCCGCAAACCGGAGAAGCCACAGCAGGGACAGACGAGGCAUGGGAGUAACCCAGGCAGUCAUGCCGCCACAGGCAUUGUCCCAGUAACAAGCCUGCAAUCGCAGAGAGGUCCUCGCUUAUUGGUCGAACACAUCUCUUAUGACCACCAGUAUAACAGCAGGACAAACCCUAGCCAUCCAAUCAGAGGAAAGAGACAUGGGACCUUUGUGUGGGACUGUCUCCAUCCAACAUCACCUCCCAAGCUGACGACCGUGACCCACAAGACAAAGGUCCUGGCUGCACCCUGGGCAUCCAACACUCAGGAAGAUGUAAUUGGGAACUCUGGAAAGCCCCCCUCCUCCCCAUUGUCUUCCCAGACUGGCAGCAUCAAAUGUCAAGAAACUGUGGGGUUGGGCACCCUUGCAUCCACGGUGCCCCAGCUUACAGAGCUGCCUCCCGUUGCAUCUUGAGGGAUUGUGGUGAGGCAAUGCCCAAUAAAGAGAGUUUUUGCAGUCGGACAGUACAUAAAGACUGUCCUUGGAACGGCCAGCAACUCCAUCCACAUACGUUUCCUCUUGUCCAGUGGCAGGACAGUUUGUGAAAGCUUGACAGCAAUCUUUGCUAUCUGUCAUGACAAAAUCAGGGCUCCAUUUCAUGGUGCUGCUAAGCACAUCAUUUUACGCCGUUAAACACUUUUAAACAGAGGCUCCGCAGAUUUCAUGGAGACCAUAAGCAGUAAGCACAGCAAAGGGUGUGCUUACCUAGAGAGGAAAAAUUUGCAAAUCUCGAUAGGCACGUGACCGCUAGCACAACCACACCAUGAAAUAGUGCUUAAGGUUGCAAAAUUUUCUGCUAUAUAGUAAACACAACUUUUCUGCUAACUGUUUACAUGUAGCUGUGCCAAGAAAGUACACCCUAAUCUGUCCUGCUGGGCCUCAGCACCCAACUUAAUAGCAGGAAAUCCUACUUAGCAAAAUUGUGUCCUAAGUAAACAUUUGAAGAGCAUCAGCCACAAGCAAUAAACAUACAUGUACCAUGGCAUUUUUGGCCGGCAACCUGACUUUGCUUGACAAACGUUCCUUUGCUCAGUGAAUUUCUGCAGUUAGCAGUUCUCUGAAAUUAGCCUUAUUCAAAGGUUGGCUAUAUUAAUUUGAAAGUCUGGUAAACUUUAUGUUGGGAACUUGAGCAUGAACAUAAAAAUAAAAACCAAUAAAGUAACAGUUUAUUUCACGUAUCAUUUAUGCUGAUAAAUAAUUUGAAAUUUGUGAUUAUUCAUAUAUAUCUAGAUGUUUCAAGCCUCAUUUUAAGAAAUGAACGGAACAUAGUCUGGCACCAUCUCCUGUAACACAUAGCAUUGAAUAACAUAGGUUCAGGGAACAUGAUAGAAAUUAACUUUCCUGUGAGUUCCCCCCCCCACCACCACCUGAGUCCUACUACACAAGGAAACGGGACAGACUACAGUAUUGAACUUUGAUUCACCUGUGAAAUGAGUUUGUUCAUUUUGUUUAUUUGCAACUUUGAAGUAAUGUUGUCUGAGAAUCUCAAUUGCACCUGGUAAUAAAGUGCUCUUGACAAGGUGCCAUUUAUUUCAUUCUUGCCAAAGACAAUAAUGAAAUAGCCUUUUUAUGUUUUGAAUCACAGCAUUUGAAAUGUUUAUUUUUAUUUCUAAAUUCUCAUGAAAAGAAGUGACCUUUAUGUGACCGUUUUAUAUAAUUGUAUGAUAUGUUUCUGCAUGAAAACAGUUAUUUCUGUGUGCCAGUAGAUUUUGAUCAACUUAAAACUUUUCAAGAAUACUUUCCAAAUACUUCAAGUGAUAAAGUGGAAAAAUGUUUUGCAGUAUACAUGUGUAUUACUGCUUCUACCACAAAGUAAUUGGAAGUGAUUCCGUGUAAACUGCUGUUGAUUUAAUUUUUGCAUUUUACUACUUACCAAAUUAAAGUACAUUACAAAUGUGCUUUUGCAAAAUGUAGCACAUUUUGAAAAUAUCUUCGAAAAAGGUUAUGUAUAAU